AUGCCCCGAGACCACUCCAGAUCACAGUCGCCCGUCUCGCGGCCCUCUGGCGACAGGCAUUAUCGGGACCGCAGCGACCCUCCUAAACGUAAACACAAUUCCGACGAAGCAUCGCACCAGCCUUACAGAAAGAAGGUCCAGCUGCCAAAAAAGGAACACCAGUACCCUUCCGUCAACGAAUUGAAGAAACGCAUUCGCGAUGUCAAACGUCUUUUGAACCGAGUGGAUCUCCCGGCAGAUGCGCGCAUUGUGCAGGAGCGUGCCCUCGCUGGUUACGAGAAUGAUCUAGAGGAGGAAGAGAACCGACGGGAGCGGUCGAAGAUGAUCAAAAAAUACCACUUUGUUCGAUUCUUGGAUCGAAAAACCGCUUCCAAAGAUGUCAAGCGCCUAGAACGUCGCCAAAAGGAGGUUUCAGACUCCGAUCUAGACUCCGCAGCCAAAGAACAGAAACUCGCCGCUCUUGCGCAAAAGCUCCGAGUCGCUCGUGUCAAUUUGAAUUACACCAUCUACUAUCCUCUAGCGGAGAGAUAUGUCGCUCUAUACGCUGAUGCGAAGAAGAAAAAGGAUCAGGCGAAGGAUGGAGACAACGAUGAAGACGGCGAUGCAGGCUAUACACUUGUUCAUGCGAAUGCUGCUGAUAAGCCAGCUAUGUGGCACACCGUGGAGAAGUGUAUGAAGGACGGAACCCUCGAACUUCUGCGCGAUGGAAAAUUGAAGAACGGAGAGUCUGGUACUGAAACAAAGAAGAAAGCCAACAUGGACAAGAAGAAGACCAGUGUUCGUGAUUCUGCGCAGCACAAGGACACCACGAAGACUAGCGUCAAGCCGCAAGGAAGAGAGGACAAGAAAGCGAAGGACUCGAGAGGAUCUUCCAAGAACGAUAGUCGCCAUACCCGGGCACGCCAGAGCUCACCUGAUGACAAUGGCGAUGAGAGCGACGGGGGUUUCUUUGAGAUGUAA
This is a messenger RNA of Aspergillus pseudotamarii, 960 nucleotides long. RefSeq names its product Efg1 domain-containing protein. Gene Ontology annotation, cellular component: nucleolus; preribosome, small subunit precursor. The transcript has 2 exons. Gene Ontology annotation, biological process: maturation of SSU-rRNA from tricistronic rRNA transcript (SSU-rRNA, 5.8S rRNA, LSU-rRNA). Lineage: Eukaryota; Fungi; Ascomycota; Eurotiomycetes; Eurotiales; Aspergillaceae. The record is from RefSeq and is a predicted model, not a curated record. The coding region runs from base 1 to 960 and encodes 319 amino acids.